Molecule: messenger RNA, 399 nt
Organism: Lachnellula hyalina
Lineage: Eukaryota; Fungi; Ascomycota; Leotiomycetes; Helotiales; Lachnaceae
Gene: B23L21.190
Product: putative cytochrome b5
Exons: 3
Coding region: 1-399 (132 amino acids)
Biological process (GO): sterol biosynthetic process
Cellular component (GO): endoplasmic reticulum membrane; intracellular membrane-bounded organelle
Molecular function (GO): heme binding
Source: RefSeq, a predicted model, not a curated record
AUGUCUGCAGAACUCACCUACGCUCAAGUCGCUGAGCAUGCGAGCAAGAAGGAUCUCUACUUGGUGAUCCACGAUAAGGUCUACAACUCCAGCAGUUUCGUUGAUGAGCAUCCUGGCGGAGAAGAAGUUCUUCUAGAUGUUGGUGGACUAGACGCAACCGAGGCAUUCGAAGAUGUCGGACACAGCGACGAGGCACGAGAGAUCUUGGACGGUCUGUUGAUCGGAACCUUGAAGCGCCAGCCGGGAGACCCAAAGCCCAAGGCAGCAGCCACGACCACUACCUCAUCGACACAAUCAGGUACCGGAUUGGGGGUUGGUCUCUACGCUAUCAUUCUUCUCGGUGGUGCUGCGGCUUUCGGUGCAUACAAGUACAUUGAGAGCCAGCAGAGCAAGGCUUAA